GCUAUCAGCAUAACUACACGGCACUGAAUUUGAGGUCGCGCAGGUGCACGCCGCAGGCUGCCAGUGCUUCCACAAGUUGUUCUUAAUAGUUUUGUAGUUGACUCUUCUUCAUCUGUAGAGAAAUAUACUACUAACAUUUAAUGUACACAGAUAGCAUUUAGGCGAAAACUGCGACGGUGCCGACUCGGCCGCAGUUGUCGCAAGCAGACUUUCUGUGCCGAAACUGCUGGAAAUGUCACAACCUCUGACUCAGCAGGACUUCGCGAGCCUGCUCUCCUGUCUGCAAAAUGCACUAAACCAGAAUCCGGAAGUGCAGAAGCAAGCGGAGGCCUACAUCCAGUCGCUGGACAGCCGGGCGGGUUUCAGCUCAGCGCUCGCGGAAAUCGUCGGCAAUCGGGAGGCGGACCAUAGCGCACGCUACCUCGCAUCUGUGCACCUGAAGAACAGCAUCCACCGCAACUGGAAGAAGCGGGUUGGCACCUCCACCGGCAUCAGCCCAGAGGAGAAGGCGCACCUGCGCUCGCGGCUGUCGGGCCUGAUCCCCCAGGACGACAACCAGAUCGCGGUGCAGGUGGCGCUGGUGUACGCCAAGGUGGCCCGCUUCGACUACCCGGCCGACUGGCCCGGCCUGUUCGCCGACCUGCUGGCCAACGUGAACGGCGGCAGCGCGCUCACCGUGCGGCGUGUGUACCUGAUCCUGCACCACGUGCUCAAGGAGCUGUCCUCCAAGAGGCUGGUGGCGGAUCAGGCGCACUUCGCACAGGUGACGGAGCUGCUGUUCGGGCACGUGUGGGGCUGCUGGUGCGCCGACACACAGGCGCUGCUGGCGGGACUGCCGGCGGGGCUGGAAGCGGGGCCGGCGGCGGGCAGCGCGCAGGCGCAGGCGCUGCUGCAGAGCUGCGAGCGCUGGAUGCUGCUGCUCAAGAUCCUGCGGCGCCUCAUCCUGCACGGCUUCCCCUCCGACGCCAAGUCGCUGUCGCCCGUGCCCGCCGUGCACAGCUGCUGCCCGCACAUGGUGUCGGCGCUGCAGGGGCUGCUGGGCGUGCGGCCACGCGGCAAGCCGCUGCCGCGCUCCCACCUGCAGGCCAUGUUGGAGCGCGCCAUCCUCAAGCUGCUCAAGACGCUGUGUCAGGUGCUGGAGGCGCACCCCUGGUCCUUCCACGGCGCGGGCGUGCUGCUGCCCUCCAUGGAGCUGUGCGCCAACCAGCUGGUGGAGGCGGCGGCGGCGGCGGCGCCGCCGGAGCAGCCGGGACAGCAGGCGGCAGCCGGGGCAGGCAGCGCCGCCGCCUCCGCCGCCGCCGCGGCCAGCACGGAGCGGCGGCUGACGGCGUGCUGCGGGCUGCUCAUCGGCGUGAUGGGCAGCAAGAGCUACAAGGGGCAGGCGGGAGGCAGCCUGGAGCCGGGAUCGGGGCAGCCCAGGGACACCACCCGGUAUAAGGCAAUGGCGGCUGAGGUGCGCGCGGCGCUGGAGACGUUCUGGGCCGCGCCCUCCACCGCGGCAGUAGCAGCAGCAGGGGGGCCGGCGGCGGCAGUAGCAGCAGGCGCGGCGGCGGCGGGCGGCGGCGGCAGUAGCAACAGCCGUCUGAUUGCAUUGGCAGGGGCGCUGGUGAGCCGGCACAUGGUGUUGUCGCGUGCGGACCUGGAGCAAUGGCGGGAUGAGCCCGAGGAGUUCGCGCACACACACGGCAGCGGCAGCUGGCAGGACAGCCUGGCCCUGGCGGCGGAGCAGUUGUACCUGGUGCUGCUGCAGGCCUAUCGCGAGGUGCUGGGCCCCGCGGUGGCCAGCCUGCUGCCGGUGGUGGCGGCGGGGGCGCCGGCGGGCGUGCCCGCAGACAGCCUGCCGGGGGAGCGAGUGGCGGGAGUGCCGCUGGCGCUGCUGUACAAGGACGCUGUGUAUGCGGCGCUGGCGGCGGGCGCCUACGAGCUGCACGACUACCUGGACUUCAGGGCCUGGCUCACAGGCAGCCUCAUGCAGGAGCUGUCUGACGCCGGCGCCGCCAACAGGCCGCUGCGGCGGCGCAUUGGUCUGGUGGUGGCGGCCAAUGUGGACCGGGUGAAGGAGGACGACCCCAUCCGCCCCUCCCUGUACGGCUCCAUGCUGCAGCUGUUGUCGGAGCCCGACCCCGCCGUGUGCCUGUCGGGCCUGGGCGCGUUGACGGCGCUGCUGGGUGACUUCAACUUCCUGGAGGAGCCCUUCGCGCCGCUGCUGCCCGCCUGCCUGCAGCUGCUGCUCCAAGUGAUGGGCGGCAGCGCCGAGCUGGACACACAGAAGCAGGCGUUCGGGCUGCUCAACCUGGUCAUUGAGCGCUGCGGCGAGGCGCUGCGGCCGCACGUGGGCGCGCUGGCGGGAGCACUGCCGGCGCUGUGGGAGGCGGCGGCGGGGCAGAGCCUGCUGCGGAUACAGAUCCUGGAGGCCGUGCAGCGGCUGCUGAACCUGUCGGGGCCCGCCUCGCCGCAGCUACUGCCGGGGCUGGUGCUGCCGCUGCUGAGCUACAGCCUGGACCUGAGGCAGCCCGAGACCAGCGAGGGGCUGCUGGAGGACGGGCUGGCGCUGUGGCUGGUGGCGCUGAGGAACGCGCCCACAUGCUGCGAGCAGGACAUGGCGGCGGCGGCGGCGGCGGCAGGGCAAGGGGCGGACGGCGGUGCCAACGGCGGGAUAGCGCCCCUGGAGGGGCAGCCGCCGCCGCUGGUGCUGCGGCUGCUGCCGGGGCCGGGCCCCGCACAGGUUCUUGAGGCGCUCCUGAGUCCCUUCCCCGCCCUGGCCGCAAUCGCCGAGUCGUCCACGGAGCAGCUGCCAGUGGUGAUGUCCAUCUUGACCAGCGCCGCACUGCUGGCGGGUCCGGCGUUGUGGGCGGCGGCGGGCGGCCACGUCAUCAACGUGUUUAUGGCGGUCGUGGGCCACGUGUCGGAGCGCGGCAUGCUGCUGGUGUUCCCGGUGCUGGAGCACAUGCUGCAGGCGGCGCCCCAGGCGGCGGCGGCGGCGCUGCAGCCCGUGCUGCUGCGCCUGCUGGGGCUGCUGUUCGGCGGCAAGGAGAGCGGUCUGGUGGUGGCCAACGCGCUGCCGGUGUUGGGGCGGCUGCUGCUGGCGGCGCCGCAGCAGCUGGUGGCGCUGUGCGGCGCGGCGGCGGCGGACCCGGUGGUGGCGGCGGCGCUGGCGGCGCGGGGGCGGGAGGGCGUGCCGGCAGAGCUGGCCCCUGCGGAGGUGGUGCUGUGGCGGCUGCUGGAGCUGUGGGCGGAGGCCUUUGACGGGCUGGGCCAGGCCGGCGCGCGGCGGCUGUGCGGCCUGGCGCUGUGCCGCGGCCUGGCGCUGCCCAGCCGCGGCGUGCUGGGGCUGCUGGACGUGCUGUUGCCGCCCAUCACCGCCGUGUGGUUUGAGACGGAGGGUGGCGGCGGCGAGGACGGCGGCGGCGUGUGGCGCGGGGAGGCCCUGCCGCCCAGCUACGACUACUUCAGCGCGGGCAUGCGCGGCGGCGGCGAUGAGGGGCUGGACGAGGUGGUGGGGCCGGCGCUGGACAGCGAGGAGGCAGAGGGCGAGACGGCGCGGCGGGCGCUGCUGCGGGACGCGGACCCCGCCGCUGCGGUCACGGUGAGUGCCGCGCUGCGCUCGGGCCUGUGUGCGGCGGCGGCGCUGCACGGCGAGGCCACCCUCAACGCGGCGUUAAACGCACUGGACCCCACACUGGCGGCGGCGGUGCAGAAGGCAACGGCGGCGGCGGCGGCGGCGCCUGGGGCUGGAGCUGGGGCUGGAGCGGCGGGGGCUGGUGGGGGACAGGAUAGUAUGUAGGCGUGGACGGCAUCAGUCGUGUACGGCCACGUGCGUGGCGGUGUGCACGGCAAUUGGGAUGGUGCAAUGAAGAAAGCUGCGGGAGGGCUUGUUAGGAGCAUGUUAGGAGCUGCAGGCUCAGAUGAGGGGCGCGAGUGAGCUUAUGAGUUGCGGCGAGUGAGUUUGCAACGGCGUGUCAGGCGCCCUGGCUUGAUCCAGGUCACAACUAGUGGUCUGAAAGUGGAGACAUGAACAGGUCAGGGCAUGAAGCAUUGUGAUCCAUAGCUCCAUUGCGCAAAGGUAUGGCUACAAAUGGCACACGCGACAGGGCGAGCCGUGGCGAGCAGGGACCUACUUGUGCCCGAAAGCAACACGAACACAAUGCGCCAUGGCUUCGGCUCUUGCACUUCGCAACUGGAAUGUGCCUGUAAAACAUCAUUAUA
Chlamydomonas reinhardtii is the source of this 4206-nucleotide messenger RNA. RefSeq lists its product as uncharacterized. Gene Ontology annotation, molecular function: small GTPase binding. The record is from RefSeq and is a predicted model, not a curated record. The coding region runs from base 233 to 3784 and encodes 1183 amino acids. Gene Ontology annotation, biological process: protein import into nucleus. The transcript has 30 exons. Gene Ontology annotation, cellular component: cytosol; nuclear envelope. NCBI's taxonomy places the organism in Eukaryota, Viridiplantae, Chlorophyta, Chlorophyceae, Chlamydomonadales, Chlamydomonadaceae.